AUGUUCAGUCGUCUGGCUCUCUCUGUGAUCCUGGUGACAGUCGCUGCCUUCUUCUGCGCGCAGUCAGUAGAGGCCGCGAAGGGCCCGAAGAUCACGAACAAAAUCUACUUUGAUAUAAAGCAUGGCGACAAGGACUUGGGACGAAUUGUGCUAGGUCUAUAUGGUGGCACUGUCCCCAAGACAGCGGAGAACUUCCGCGCCCUGGCUACUGGUGUUAAGAAGGACGGCACGGAGCUCGAACCUGGCUUUGGCUACAAGGGCUCAAAAUUCCACCGCGUCAUCAAGAACUUUAUGAUCCAGGGUGGUGACUUCACCAAGGGUGACGGCACCGGUGGCAAAUCUAUCUACGGUGCCAAAUUUGCCGACGAGAACUUUAAACUUCGCCAUACUCGCCCAGGUCUUCUGUCGAUGGCGAAUGCAGGGAAAGAUACCAAUGGUAGGUUCAAUUUCAUCACCACGGUAGUUACGAGUUGGUUGGACGGCAAACAUGUGGUUUUCGGUGAGGUACUUGAGGGGAUGGAUAUCGUGCAUACGAUCGAGGAUAUACCCAAAGGCAAGAACGACCGUCCUUUGGAAGAUGUCGUAAUUGUCGAUUGUGGCGAGCUGCCGGUUGAACCCAAAGUAGAGUCCGAGGGCAACGAGGUGCCUCUUCGUGCUGAGCUCUGA
Messenger RNA from Laetiporus sulphureus 93-53, 666 nucleotides. RefSeq lists its product as uncharacterized. Lineage: Eukaryota; Fungi; Basidiomycota; Agaricomycetes; Polyporales; Laetiporaceae. Gene Ontology annotation, cellular component: fungal-type vacuole; endoplasmic reticulum. The transcript is spliced from 10 exons. Bases 1 to 666 code for a protein of 221 amino acids. The record is from RefSeq and is a predicted model, not a curated record. Gene Ontology annotation, biological process: protein folding; protein peptidyl-prolyl isomerization. Gene Ontology annotation, molecular function: peptidyl-prolyl cis-trans isomerase activity.